AUCAUAAGCGGAGCGCAUCAGUCACAGCCAGGCUCUCGUGUUGACCGGAUAGUUUACUAUGGCGCUGUUCGAAGUUUAUCUAGCGGUUGGCGUUACGGUGGUGCUUACACUUGUUGUAUAUGGAGUGUUGUAUCUCGAUAAGAAGCGAAAUUUUUGGAAGAGUCGUAACUUCCCAUGCACCGGGCGGUCGCUGCUGAUUUACGGUGAUUACAAGGGUAUGAACCAAACGGAGCACAUGCAGUACAUCAACCAGCGUCUGUACAACGAGUUCAAAUCAAAGAAUUUGCCGAUCGGGGGAACAAUUCUGUUCACGAUCCGUACGGUGGUUAUCGUCGAUCCAGACCUAAUUAAAGCGAUUCUGGUGAAGGAUUUCCACGCGUUUCACGAUCGUGGAGUCUACAACAAUCCUGAAGUAGACCCAUUAACUGGGCACUUGUUUUCUCUGGAGGGUCAAGCCUGGCGUCAACUAAGGGCGAAACUAUCGCCAACAUUCACCUCUGGUAAGAUGAAAAUGAUGUUCGAAACAAUUCUCAACGUAGCGGAUGAUCUGAAGGAGUUCAUGCUGGAGAAGACGGAAAGCGGAUCAACAGAAUUGGAAAUGAAGAAUGUUUUGGCUGGUUUUACUACCGACGUAAUCGGAUCUUGUGCCUUCGGGAUCGAGUGUAACAGUCUGCGGGCUACGUGCUGCCGAUUUAGAGAGGUCUCAAAACAAAUUUUCCAGCAGUCAGUAGCACAGAUGAUGUGGCAAAUCUUCCUGAUGCUAUUCAAAGGAUUAGCCACCAUACUGAAGCUGAGGGCCACCCCGGCGGAGGUUGAAAAGUUCUUCACCAACAUGGUUCAGGAAACAAUCAGCCAUCGGGAACAGAAUAAUGUUCAACGGAAUGAUUUUAUGAAUAUACUGAUCCAGAUGAAGAACAGCGAAAAGCUGGAAGAACAGUUGACAAUAAAUGAGAUAACGGCACAGUCAUUCAUUUUCUUCGUAGCAGGGUUCGAAACUUCGUCGACCACUAUGGUCAACUGCUUGUUCGAACUGGCAAAGAAUCCCGAUAUUCAGGAUAAGUUGCGCAGUGAAAUCCUCAAAGUUUGUGGUGAUGGAAGACUGACCUAUGAAUCGGUAUCCUCUGUUGAAUAUCUUAAUAUGGUAAUCGACGAAACGCUUCGUAAACACCCCGUUGUUGAUUCGCUGCUUCGUACCUGUAAUCAGUCAUAUGACAUCCCAAGCUCGGAUUUGACAAUACCUGAGGAAACUUUCGUGUUCAUUCCUGUGCACGCUCUCCACAACGAUCCGGAAUACUACCCGAACCCGGACCGUUUCGACCCGGAGCGGUUCAACGCCGAUAACCGCAAGAGCCGCCACCCGUUCGUGUAUCUACCUUUCGGCGAGGGGCCCCGCAAUUGCGUCGGAAUGCGAUUUGGACUGAUGCAGACCCGGGUGGGACUGAUAACGCUGUUGCGCCGGUUCCGUGUGAAGGCUGGUCCGAAUACACCGGAACGGUUGGUGGUGGAUCCAAAGUCCGGUAUUCCGGCUCCGCUCGGUGGAUUGCCGCUACUGAUUGAGCGGCUUUAGAUCGAGCGGACGUUUCGACAGUGGGAUUAUUGUUUCAGCGAUAAGGUCGAGUGCACGAGUUUGUUAAAACGAAAUUAAGAUAGAACGGACACUCGUUGGCACGAUGUUUCAUUGAUACACAUGUGUGGAAUGUUUCUUUGUAUCGGGUCGGGAACGAUAAGCUUGAAUCGUUUGCGCAUUAAAGCAGACUAGACGCAGUGAAAUUGAGCACAUUACCUGCUAUAAACCUUUCCUUGUACGAAUUUGAUACUCACCUGAAAUUAGAGAAGAGAAAAACAUUGCUUUGAUAAGAAAAAUAUUUUGAGCUUGUCAGAGGAAUGUCUUCACUUGUCAUAUAACGAGUUUGUACCAUUCCAUUUAAUUCCACCACUUCAAGUCGUGGAAUUAAAUGGGGUGGUACAAACUCGUCUUUUGACAAGUGAUUGCUUUAAUAUAUAUUUUUCGAUUGUUCAUUUGUAUGGAAUUUGUUAUUUAUUACAACAAACGCCGAAUUCGUCCAAAAAGAACAUGAUUAUUUUUUGUUUGAAUAAAAAUGCCCCAAAAAAAAUUAGGAUUUUUCUAUAUAAAAAAAUGCGCUUUGUCAAUGACAAAAAUCACAAGAACCAAUAAAUAAAAAAAAGGAAAAUAGAAAUAAAAAACGACUUAAAUA
Armigeres subalbatus is the source of this 2216-nucleotide messenger RNA. RefSeq names its product probable cytochrome P450 6a14. Lineage: Eukaryota; Metazoa; Arthropoda; Insecta; Diptera; Culicidae. Bases 59 to 1567 code for a protein of 502 amino acids. The record is from RefSeq and is a predicted model, not a curated record. Gene Ontology annotation, molecular function: heme binding; iron ion binding; oxidoreductase activity, acting on paired donors, with incorporation or reduction of molecular oxygen. The transcript is spliced from 2 exons.